AUGACGAAAAAAUGUUGUAUUCCUACAUGUAAAGUUGAAAGUGAUCAACCGGAAGGACGUGAUUUAACUUUUCAUACAGUUCCAAAUGAUAUGAGGGAAAAAUGGACUGAAUUGUUGCAAACACAAUGUAACGUGGAAUUAAAAAAAUAUUCUUAUAUAUGUAGUUUACACUUCCAACCGGGUUGUUUUUACUAUAGUGGCUUAUGUAAAAAUAGAAGAUUGAAGAAAGGAUCAUGUCCUACAUUAUUUGGUGAUAAAUUGAAUACUCAAUUAGAUGACCAAUCUGGAGAAAUUCAAGCAACUGAUAAUCAUGACGAAGAUGAUACGACGUUUAAUGUAUCAGUGGAAGCAUCAUCACCAUCCUCUUCAGUAUAUUACUCAAUAGAUUAUGACAUUACUGGAACGCAAAAAGUAAAUAAUACUGAUUUAAGUACUAGUGAAAAAUUUGAAAAUAAUAGUACGAAUACCAAAGAAAGAAAAUCAAUAUUACAUAUGGACUUGGAUUCUUUGAAUAUUUCUGGAGAAGCCAAAAAACUUCUUGAGAAGGCAAAAGAAGAAGUACUUGGUCUUCGCAGGAGAAACCGUCAGCUACAGAUGAGGUUAUACCGCAGCAGGAAAGGAGUAAAGAGUGCUACAACCUUAUUUACUCACAUGAAGAAGCGUAAACUUAUUAGUGAGAAUUUACAUAACAUACUCGAGGCCAAGUUACCAUUAAGAAAAAUAUCUGCGAUGUCUUCUGCAUUUGGUGGGCAAGGAAUGAAGCAAUGCAACUGCAAAAAAUAUUCCAAGGGACAAUGUUUAUCUAAUAAGUGCAAUUGUAAAAAAGAAUUCUACGAAGGUUUAUAA
Parnassius apollo (apollo) is the source of this 846-nucleotide messenger RNA. Lineage: Eukaryota; Metazoa; Arthropoda; Insecta; Lepidoptera; Papilionidae. The record is from the annotation of a GenBank genome assembly.